AUGGCGUCCUCCGCGCCGGCUCUCGGCGACCACAACACAAACCCUCGGGAUAUGAGCAAGUUGACGCGCUCACCACCACGCCUCCUGAGAGAUUACGAUAAUUGGAAUGAAUGGAAGGCCCUCGCGAUCGACUACUUGGCGUUUCUCAGUCUAGAAAUGACCAUUUACGGGCGCGGCACUGUCAACGAGCAAUCCAUUGCGUGCAAGUUGAUCAAGUCAAGGCUCAGUGACAAGAUAUUAAAAUACACUACUCAUUGCGAAAGCGCCCAGUCUUUAUGGGGCGCUCUCCAUAAGUUAUUCCAUCAUGGUGCUCGUGAGCUUGACGCCCAGAUGCGAUUACGAUCUAUCAACAGAGCCAACUACAAGAACGUUGACCAUUUCCUCCUGGACUUCAAGGCUAUCCUCACAGACUUUUGGAAGGAUGGUAUCAGCGUUAACUCCAACGGUAUCUGCUUGGAUAUCGUGCUCAGCAUCAAGAACGACUUCCCUGAGUGGGCUACGACACAGUUGAAAAAUUGGGAGAUCCAUGGUUUUGAGCAGGAGCUCAGCUACUGUGAUUUCAUCAAGGAAGUUCUUGUCAUGCUCCACCGGGAGCGCGAAGCCAUCACUGAUAUUCCAUCUGCUUGA
Molecule: messenger RNA, 627 nt
Organism: Aplosporella prunicola CBS 121167
Lineage: Eukaryota; Fungi; Ascomycota; Dothideomycetes; Botryosphaeriales; Aplosporellaceae
Exons: 1
Coding region: 1-627 (208 amino acids)
Source: RefSeq, a predicted model, not a curated record